UCAAAUAUCAGUUCAAGGAAGUAACAUUACAGCAUAUUUUCCCCUGGAAUAAUACUUACUUCUUGUAAUUUUCUGAAAGGAUGGAUGACAAAGUUCUUCUGACAGAGGAUGUCCGUCUCAAAAAGUGUUCAAUGCGAUGUCAAACACGAAGAAUAGUCUUGUGUUCAAUUGUUGUCAUUCUUUUGGUUUGCGGUGUAUGUCUUGGUGUGUUCUUACAUGACAGGGCCAGGGGAAUCAUUGACAAGAAUCAAGACGACCGAGAAGACAAUUUUGAAUUUGUUUGUGGUAUCCCAGAUGAAAAUAAAAACUGGGAUUACUGCUAUGGUUUAUCAUCUUCCAACUGCAACAUAACCCUCAUAGAAAGUAUUCCAGAAAAUAUGACCUACCCCAAAGGCGCACCAUCUCACCCCUCUAUAUUCACUAGUUGGUUGAAGCUUCUGGAUGCAGCAAAGUCAAACAUUUAUAUUGCUUCAUCGUACUGGUCACUCAGAUCAGAAGAUGUGCCAGUAAAAGAUCCUAGCUCAUGGCAGGGAGAUGCUAUUUUUAACAAACUGGUAGAAGUAGGAAAACGAGGUGUCAGCAUCAAAAUUGUUCAUCAAGUUGAUACAAAAUACCAAACAAAUGAAGAUACAAAAGUCUUAGAAGAAAUGGGUCUUGCUGAAGUCCGUGUCCUAGAUAUGAAGAAAUUGUUAGGAGCCGGAAUACUGCAUACUAAGAUGUGGUUGGUCGAUAAUAUGCAUUUCUAUCUUGGUAGUGCGAAUAUGGAUUGGAGAUCACUCACGCAGGUUAAAGAACUUGGCCUUCUGACAUCAAAUUGUAGUUGUUUAGCAACAGACAUGUCCAAAAUUUUCGACAUUUACUGGUUCUUAGCAGAAAAUAAUUCUCACAUUCCCGAUCAUUGGCCAACUAGUUUAGAUACAAAUUAUAACAAAGAUCAUCCGAUGCCGCUGAUGAUCAAUGGUAAUGCAGGGGAGGUAUAUCUCUCGUCAUCCCCACCUCCGCUAUGCACUAAAGACAGAACAACAGAUAUUGAUUCAAUUCUUGACGUUAUCCAUAAAGCACAGAAAUUCAUUCAUAUCUCUGUCAUGGAUUAUUCACCAACCUUUUUAUAUACCUGGCCGAGCACUUAUUGGGCUGUUAUUGAUGAUGCUUUACGGGAAGCUGCGUUUGAUCGACGUAUUGAGGUCCAUUUCAUGGCCAGUGACUGGCUUCAUACUAAACUCUCAAUGAUCCCAUUCCUGAAAUCUUUGGCUGUCUUGAAUGACGUGAAAUAUGUUAAUGUUGAAGUGAGAUUGCUUAAGGUUCCAGCGAAUGAAAGACAGGAAAAAAUUCCUUAUUCUCGUGUCCAACACACUAAGUACAUGGUUACCGAUAACGCAGCAUAUAUCGGAACAUCUAACUGGUCAGCGGAUUACUUUGUGAACACAGGUGGUAUAGGUUAUAUCCUUAAUCAGACUUCACCAGACUCGGAAAAGCAGCUGUUCUCAGAUGCCAUCCAGAGACAACUGGAAGAUGUUUUUUCACGUGACUGGAAUUCCAACUACACGAAAUCCAUUUGGGAGUAUUGACCCAGGUUAUGGUGAUUUUGAUAUGAUCGGGAAACUAAGGAAACAGGCAGAAAAUAUUUGAAAUAUUUUGAAUACAACCAAAAACAGUUGUUAGUUUUAAAGAAUAUAGUCGUUGAAGCACCAUUAAUUAAGGGACAAUUUGAUGGUCUUGUCGGGGAACAUAUCUUAUCAUAUGCUGAGUCAUGUAAUGGGACCUCGAAGGGGUUGAUGUAAUUGUAGUAAUUGAUGUUUAACUUGUAUAUGAAACUUACAUUUUAUAAAAUAAACCCAGUCAUACUAAGUCCAAGA
This is a messenger RNA of Dendronephthya gigantea, 1856 nucleotides long. Its product is annotated as phospholipase D3-like. Lineage: Eukaryota; Metazoa; Cnidaria; Anthozoa; Malacalcyonacea; Nephtheidae. Gene Ontology annotation, molecular function: catalytic activity. The transcript has 7 exons. The record is from RefSeq and is a predicted model, not a curated record. The coding region runs from base 81 to 1568 and encodes 495 amino acids.